AUGGCUGAGGUACAAACGAACUUGUUAGAACGCGUCAGAAAUGGCUCUGAGCAUUUAAUGAUUAAGGCUAUUGUGAAAAACGUUUUUAACGAACAUCAUCGGCAAACGAAAAGGAAACCCAGGGUUUUUUCAAAUGAAGAAUUAUUUGAAAUCAGUCUUAUAUUUCAACGACUGUUUCAAUUGAACUUGAUCAAUACGGCCUCAGUACUGGAAUGCGAAACACCACAAAAUUUAUACACAGAAGAAGUUUUGAAGGAGAUUGUGAUUAACUAUUCCAAUAAACAACCGUUAUCGUCAGUUCACGAAGUGAAAAACGGACAGAAACUGCCCGAAACAUCUUCGAAGUCAUUAAUUGAGAAGAAGCCUAUGGUGCCAGUGAGCACACUAAAAGAUCUUCGUAUAUUCCGAGAAAAAACGAAUGAAGAAAUGGUGGAAUCAAGAAAGUUAAUCCAUUCGAGAAAACCAUUCAGAGAAGACGAUGAGGACGAGGAAGAGGACGAAGAUAUCGAUGAUGACGAAGAGGAUGAUGAGCAUACGAAUGAUGACAAAGAGUCAACAGGCGAAGAAGAAAACAACGGUUCUGAUGGGAACUCAGACGUUCGUUCUAAAGUUUCAGAUGAUACGAUUACAUCACCGAGCUCAUCAGAAGAAGAAGUUAAUCCUGAAUGGACCAAAACGUUGAUGUCAUCCCAAUCAAAAGCUAACAAAAUAAAUGAAAACAAGUCGUCUAAAGAAACAUUACCUACUUUUCCUGCUCUAUCACUUCAACGGUUGCCUCCUAUUAUCAGGCCAUUAGCUGAUACUUUGACGUCGAAAGAAGAAUCCCCAACCAGUACUGAUUCAGAACCGAAGUCUGAUAGAAAAAAACGCAGUAUCACAGAAAAGCAAGUUGAUUCAACCCUGACUGAGGCUAAUAGACAAGAAGUAGAAGAGAUAUCCGGUGAAUUAGAAGAGCUGAACUUUGAUGACAUGUCGGCAGAUUUCAGCGAUAGCGCAGAAAGCAUAUCGUUUUGA
This is a messenger RNA of Auanema sp. JU1783, 1014 nucleotides long. Lineage: Eukaryota; Metazoa; Nematoda; Chromadorea; Rhabditida; Rhabditidae. The record is from the annotation of a GenBank genome assembly.